Messenger RNA from Trichoderma citrinoviride, 453 nucleotides. RefSeq names its product DUF1761-domain-containing protein. The coding region runs from base 1 to 453 and encodes 150 amino acids. The record is from RefSeq and is a predicted model, not a curated record. The transcript is spliced from 3 exons. NCBI's taxonomy places the organism in Eukaryota, Fungi, Ascomycota, Sordariomycetes, Hypocreales, Hypocreaceae.
AUGUCUCUUCAAUACUUCCCCGCGGUCAAGCCCUCGGCCAUCGCCCUCGGCACCUUCUUCAACCACGGCGUCGACCUCGUCGUCCUCGCCCCCAUUUUCGGCCAGACCUACCACCGCGCAAAGGCCUCCAACACCAAGGAGGAGUUCAUCCGCUCUCGCGAGGCCAGCGGCGCCGCCGUCGCCUGGGGCACCUCGUUUGUCGGCUCCGCCCUGCAGAGCUACGGCGUGGGAGCUCUGCUCAACGCCACCGGCACCCUGAGCCACAAGGGCGCUGCGUACCUGGGUGCUUUGAUCUUUGCCGCCACCUCUGCUCCUACGUUCAUCACCCAACUCUUCAGCGAAAAGAGGCCUCUGGACACUGUUGGCGUCAACAUCGCUGCCAAGUUGCUAGAGACCAUCGGCCUGUCCUUGGUUCUCAACUGGUGGGGAACCAGGACCAACCCCUUUGCCUAA